This is a messenger RNA of Coffea eugenioides, 2550 nucleotides long. Its product is annotated as ATPase family AAA domain-containing protein 3-B-like. Gene Ontology annotation, molecular function: ATP hydrolysis activity; zinc ion binding; ATP binding. NCBI's taxonomy places the organism in Eukaryota, Viridiplantae, Streptophyta, Magnoliopsida, Gentianales, Rubiaceae. The transcript has 8 exons. Gene Ontology annotation, cellular component: mitochondrion. Gene Ontology annotation, biological process: mitochondrion organization. Bases 350 to 2266 code for a protein of 638 amino acids. The record is from RefSeq and is a predicted model, not a curated record.
CCCUACAUAAACCCUGAAACUUCUUCCCCAACCUUCCUACUUUACCUGUUUCUCCUCUUUAUUAUUAUUAUUAUUUUUUUUUUGAAAAGAAGAAGAAUAAGAAUAAGAAGAAGAAGAAGAAGAAGAGUAGCAAAUGGGAAAUGCAAUUGGAGGGUUGUGGAGAGCGGCGACUGCUGCAGAGGAGGAAACCUGUAUUUCUUGUUGAUCAAGCCAUUUUACCAAAAACCUUUGAAAUCUCAUUAAAUAUCUCAUCUUGCCCAACACCCGCGCCCCCCUUUCUCAAAGCUGCGAUUCUGUAAAAACAACAGAAUCAAAGUAGUCAUCAAGUAUUACUUAACAAGAAAGAGGGAUGACAAGAAGCAGUGCUACUGUGUCUGGACUAUUAUCGGCCAUUGCUUCUGCAGCUUUUGGUGUAGACCGCGCCUAUUGCGAUGGCCCAUUCAAUUUCUCUCCUUUUUCUACUUCCUCUACUACUUCAACUGCUGUUCCUCCUCCUCAGACUCAAUCCCCUGGUGCCAAGACCCCUCAGCCCCCUCCUCCAGAACCGACCAGGGUUCGCAAUGAUUAUCCCAGAACUACUUCCGCUGGCUUCGAUCCCGAGGCUUUGGAAAGAGGUGCAAAGGCUUUAAGGGAAAUUACUACCUCCUCCCAAGCCAAAAAGGUCUUCGAGGUGAUAAAGAAGCAAGAAGAGACAAGGCAUUCUGAGUUGGCUGCCAAAGCAGCUGAGUUUAAGGCAUUACAAGCACAAUCUGAAACUGAGAGGCAAAGGGUAGUCUAUGAUGAACAGAAGAAGUUAGCACAGCAACAAGCACAGAUUAAGUCUCAGAUGGCCCGUUAUGAGGAUGAGUUGGCUAGGAAAAGGAUGCAGGCAGAAAAUGAACAUCAACGGGCCCGAAACCAGGAGUUAGUCAAAAUGCAAGAGGAAUCAUCUAUGAGACAAGAAGCAGCCAGACGAGCAACUGAAGAACAAAUUCAAGCACAGCGUAGGCAAACAGAGAGGGAGAAGGCUGAGAUAGAACGAGAGACUAUCAGGGUGAGAUCUAUGGCAGAAGCAGAGGGAAGAGCCCAUGAAGCAAAACUUGCUGAAGAUGUCAAUAGAAGGAUGCUAGUUGAACGUGCUAAUGCAGAACGAGAAAAAUGGGUUGCUGCCAUCAACACAACAUUUGAUCACAUUGGAGGUGGCUUGAGGGCAAUACUAACAGACCAAAAUAAGCUGGUUGUAGUAGUUGGGGGUGUGACGGCCCUUGCAGCUGGGGUCUACACUACAAGAGAAGGUGCGAAAGUUAUCUGGAGUUAUGUUGACAGAAUAUUAGGACAACCCUCACUGAUCAGAGAAUCUUCCAGGGGUAAAUACCCGUGGUCAGGCUUGUUUUCCCGCUCGAUGAGUACUAUCUCUCAUGGUGCUGGUAAACAAUCUACUUCUCAAAGAGGAAAUGGGUUUGGUGAUGUUGUUUUAAACCCUUCUCUUCGAAAACGAAUCCAGCAGUUGGCUAGUGCAACUGCAAACACGAAAUCACAUCAAGCACCAUUCCGAAACAUGCUUUUCUAUGGCCCUCCAGGAACAGGAAAGACGAUGGCUGCAAGAGAGCUUGCUCAGAGAUCUGGUCUUGACUAUGCAUUGAUGACUGGAGGAGAUGUUGCGCCACUGGGGUCGCAGGCUGUUACUAAAAUACAUCAGUUGUUUGAUUGGUCGAAAAAGUCGAAGAAGGGUUUAUUGCUAUUCAUUGAUGAAGCAGAUGCAUUUUUGUGCGAGCGGAACAAAAUAUAUAUGAGUGAAGCUCAAAGGAGUGCUCUCAAUGCCCUUCUGUUCCGCACAGGUGACCAGUCCAAAGACAUAGUUCUUGCUUUGGCAACUAACCGUCCAGGAGAUCUUGACACUGCUGUGGCUGACCGCAUUGAUGAAGUUCUGGAAUUUCCUUUGCCUGGUGAAGAUGAACGCUUCAAGAUGCUCAAGCUCUACCUUGACAAGUAUAUAGCUCAGGCUGGAGAAAGAAAAUCAGGCUUGUUCUCCAAUUUCUUCCGCAAGCAACAGCAAAAGAUAGAGAUCAAGGGCUUAACAGAUGACAUUUUGAGGGAAGCUGCUGCAAAGACGGAGGGCUUUUCAGGAAGGGAAAUUGCAAAGUUGAUGGCAAGUGUUCAAGCUGCAGUCUAUGGUAGUGAAAACUGUGUGUUGGAUCCAAAUUUAUUUCGAGAAGUAGUGGAUUAUAAAGUUGCUGAACAUCAACAGAGAAGGAAAUUAGCUACUGACGAGGGAGGGAAUGCUUGAUGGACUGGUAAUUUAUUUGACGAAUUAGGAAAUGCUUGAUGGACUAGUAAUUUAUUCGACAGAAAAAUUACUUGGUCCCCAUUUUUUUUUACUGGGUAAUUUGUUCUCAUUUGUUUUGUCCUCAGUAGAUGAGGCAGUUUUGGAGCAGUGUAACUUCCGGGCCAAUUAAUACCAAUCAUGACGUCUCCUGUUUAGGGCUACUGAAUAGGUUUACAAUAUUGUUGCUACCCUUCUCGCCCGUUCAUCACUUCCAAUAUAAUUUUAUCAUUGCCCAUUACUGGAAA